UUUUCAUUAUUUUGCCGAUACUCAUCUCAAGGCAGCUGAUAUGGUUGGAGCAUACGAGAAUAAUAACAGAGCAUAAUGCAGUAAUGAGGGAAGAGAUUCCUUCUCAUUUCAGCAAUUUCAAUUGUUAGUGAGACUGAAGAGAACUGUUUGAGGACGCUACUAUCCGUGAGCAUUCCAGUUAGCUAAAGAGGGAUGUAGGGUAGCAUUAGGUACUGUAUUAAUUUGAAAUGUUUCCUCUAUUUUGGUCUUUUAGAUACACUGUUUUGUUAUUUGAUUUUGCUUUAGCACUUUUGUUAUACCGAUUACUUAAUGGUGAUGCAAAAUAACAAAACUGUAAUAUUUUAUAAAAUUGCAUGCUACGGUCACUCUUGCCCCACUUCACUCAUGUAAACGCUGCAGCUACAGCUGCUCUCGCGUCGUUCACGGCUGCUGGUUACUGUCUAAUACAUAUAUCUCUAUCUUCGCCUGACCUCACCCUCAUCCUUUCAGCACAUUGACAGAUUGCGAAAAAUCAAUUUUACGCAGGCCUCAGGAUUGGAUCACACUUUUUUCCGAGGUCGGUUCAGAAUGUGAAAAUUAUCCCACUGCAGCUAGAAGUGCACCCGUUGGAAAUAUCCUUUUGCUAUGAUUAAACUGUGAAGUUACCGGUUUAAUUGCGAUCAUGGAAAUGUGUCUAAGCUUGAGGCGUAAUUCGUUUUAGAAUAAUUUUUCGCAGCUUCUAUAAGCCAGUAACAGAUAUUAAACAGGAACUAAACGGGUGUUUGGAACAAGUUUAGCACUAGGACUUUCAACGGUUCAGAGAAAACGAUGGUCACGGCGAAGACAGUGGAUACAGAGAAAGAACGGCUUACAAAGAAAAUGUGUUCAAAUAGUAGUACGGGUGGAAGUGGAUCCGGUGGUGGUGUCUCUGGGCCAUCGGUUAGUUUUAGUGCUGGAACCACCCAUCAUACGGCUCACAGCCAGGACGCCCCGAAUAUUCUGGUCUACAAAAAGAUGGAGUCCAUUAUUGAUAAAAUGCAAGCGGAAGGAUCGGGAGUGUCUGUGCGCACGGUAAAAGCCUUCAUGACUAAGGUCCCUUCAGUAUUCACGGGGGCCGAUCUUGUUGCUUGGAUAAUGCAGAACCUAACGGUCGAUGAUGUGACGGAAGCCUUGCACCUGGCACACCUUCUUGCGUCGCAUGGUUAUUUGUUUCCAAUUGAUGAUCAUCAACUAACCGUAAAAAACGACGGGACUUUCUACCGUUUCCAAACACCGUACUUCUGGCCUUCUAACUUUUGGGAGCCAGAAAACACUGACUAUGCCAUCUAUCUUUGCAAGCGUACUAUGCAAAAUAAGACCAGGCUCGAGCUGGCAGAUUAUGAAGCAGAAAAUCUAGCCAAACUGCAGAAAAUGUUUUCACGUAAAUGGGAAUUUAUUUUCAUGCAAGCUGAAGCUCAAAGUAAGGUAGACAAAAAGCGAGAUAAAUUAGAGCGUAAGGUAUUGGAUUCGCAGGAGCGAGCCUUCUGGGACGUGCAUCGUCCUAUGCCUGGCUGUGUCAACACGACUGAAGUGGAUAUAAAGAAGGCCUAUCGGCGAGGUGCCUCGAGUUUGGGUUCCGGUUCUGCUGGUACGGCAGCCAACAGUAAUCCGAGUGAGACGAUGACCAAGACAAUCAAAUUACUAAAUCAACGACUCGAGCGACGGACGAUUAAAGUAUCCAAGGUGGCCGAGUCGUACGUUUCAUACCUUGAACAGUACGGUGAGUUUGAUUAUUUUUUAACUGCUCCAGAGUAUCCUAAUCCAUGGCAGUCUGAUAGCACGGAGUUAUGGGACUCCGAAAAACAAGGCAAAGAUAUCCCAAUGAAACGAGUUAAACGCUGGGGAUUCAGUUUGCGAGAACUUUUGAACGACCCGGUAGGACGGGAACAAUUUACAAAAUUUCUUGAUAAAGAGUUUAGUGGUGAAAAUUUGAAGUUUUGGGAAGCGAUUCAGGACAUGAAAGCUCAACCCCAGUCCAAAAUUAAGGACGCUGCGAACGCCAUCUGGAACGAGUAUCUUGCGCCGGACGCGGCCUGCCCUGUCAACAUAGACUCCAAAUCCCUUGAGCUUGCCCGGGACGCCAUCAGCGGCGGUACGGUUAGCCAGAGCCGCUGGUGUUUCGAUGUGGCCGCCGAUCACGUGUUCUAUCUGAUGAAGUCCGACUCGUACUCGCGCUAUCUACGCUCCGAUAUGUACAAGGAGUACCUCAACGGCUCCAAAAAGAAGACAUCUGUACGAGGACUUCGCAUAUUUUCCGGUAGAAAAGAAGCACCUGUGAUAAAUUAAACCGGUUGCGAACAAAUACACUAAAGACCAUUCCCGCAUGAAUCAAAGCAGAAAAUCAACCAAAGAUUCGCUGACACAAUAGAAUACAUUUAUUCGACACCUUUAUAGAGCGAACAAAUCUCUACCGAAUGGUUUAAAGCUAAUCGUUUUAGAACAGGUCAAUAAUACCUAGGUGGCGUUGAAGCUUAGCAGUAACUAUGCGUAGGAAAAUGUACCAUGCCUAACCAAGUGCUAGAGACAGCUACCAGUAAUCAAGUAUCUAUGACUGUCAGAAUAGCGAUGCAUGGUUGUACUAGUUUAGCAGCUUGGUAGAUAUGAGUCGGUGAGAUUUACAGUUAUCACGAAACGUUAUAACUAACUAGUAAUGUAGGAUGUGAAAUUAAUAGCCAAGAAAAACUUGUUACAAAAGUCAACAGCGGCAACCCACCAUUACUCAAACAAAUAGUGAGAUUUUAACGUUUGCAUACUUUUUAAGAGCAGAAACUAUGACAGAAGUAAAAUAUAUAUAUAUAUAU
Messenger RNA from Wyeomyia smithii (pitcher-plant mosquito), 2819 nucleotides. RefSeq names its product regulator of G-protein signaling 7-like. The transcript has 6 exons. The coding region runs from base 808 to 2304 and encodes 498 amino acids. The record is from RefSeq and is a predicted model, not a curated record. Gene Ontology annotation, biological process: G protein-coupled receptor signaling pathway; intracellular signal transduction; regulation of G protein-coupled receptor signaling pathway. Lineage: Eukaryota; Metazoa; Arthropoda; Insecta; Diptera; Culicidae.